Messenger RNA from Cuscuta epithymum, 1151 nucleotides. Lineage: Eukaryota; Viridiplantae; Streptophyta; Magnoliopsida; Solanales; Convolvulaceae. The record is from the annotation of a GenBank genome assembly.
UUCCACUUAGAUCUGUAUUAUUACUUCCUCCAUUUUUUGUUCCUUUAAGCUUGCAAAUUCCUCAUUCUCCGAUAUCUUGGAACACACAAUAGAGAUAAAUAAAAAUUCUGGUAAUCAGUGAGUGAAUAAUGGAAAUGGCAAAUUCAAAAGAGGAUCAGCAAGAGAGGAAGAGAAUGAGGCAAAAUGGUGGAGGGGGUGAGAAAUCCCCGAAUUGCCCUCGAUGUGAAUCCGCCAACACCAAGUUCUGCUACUACAACAACUACAGCCUCGCUCAGCCGCGGUUCUUCUGCAAGUCCUGCCGCCGGUACUGGACUAAAGGCGGCACCCUCCGCAACGUCCCCGUCGGCGGCAGCUGCCGGAAAAACAAGAAGUCUCAUUCGUCCCGAGGGCCGCGGUUCCAAACCGGGCAGGACGACCCCAUUAUCAUCAACCCGUCACCGCCCUCGCUCCUGCAACCGCCGCUGCCGCCGUUUGACAUUAUGCCGCCGAUCAACGCCACCGGUUUGCUCGGAAGUUAUGGCUUUCAGCUGGGAAGUGGGUUUCUCCAAACCCCAACAAACGGGCAGUUUUUUAAUUUUGUGAACGUGGAGAAUGGUUCUGGGAAUCCAUAUGAAGGGGCAGAGAAUGGAGGGUCUUACCCUAAUCCAAGAGAUGAUCAAGAAGAUCAGAGGGCAAACUUGGGAUUUCCAUGGCAUCUGCUUGGAGGAGAUAAUGAAGGCGGCACCACCGUGGGUAACAGUAACACUACCUCCGAUGAUGAAGGGUUUGGGCCUAAUUUUUCUUGGCAAGGGAUGAUCAACACCCCACUUACUUAACCAGAAGAAGUUAAUACCAGCGCUCAAAGUUAUCUCAUUGAUUAAGAAAAGUCGAUAAAUUUUUUUAGGGAUGUGAUGUUAAUUAUUACUAAAUAUUUGUUUCAUUAUAGUAUGUAAAAGUAUGUGAUGUGUGUGAGCGCUAAAAUCUUUAUUUAAUCUUCCAAGAAAAGAAUAAUGCAUAGGGUUUUGUUUAUGUUUAUUAGAUUAUCAGCUUGAUUCCAAAAGCUUAAUUUUUUUCAAUCAAUCUAUCCUUUAACUCCUUUUUAGAGUAAGUCCUAAGCUUUUACCCAAGGAAAUGUAACAUUGAGAUUUUUGUUAUGGAAUGAGAGAGAUUUA